Gadus morhua (Atlantic cod) is the source of this 1461-nucleotide messenger RNA. RefSeq lists its product as uncharacterized. Lineage: Eukaryota; Metazoa; Chordata; Actinopteri; Gadiformes; Gadidae. The coding region runs from base 440 to 1225 and encodes 261 amino acids. The transcript has 7 exons. The record is from RefSeq and is a predicted model, not a curated record.
UCAACAGUUCAGUAUGCUCUAUCUUCCACAUUGCGUAGUUAAUCAAAAAGGCGAAAUGACUGCAAUUUUAAUCUUUUUCGGCCAGAGAGAAAUAUCAGGAUACAAAGCUAGAUUUUGAACAAGCUUAUAACAACUUAUAAGUUAAGUUUUUCACCCCGGCUGCCCCCUCCUCUGAGGCCUGAGCCGUGAAACACUCCGACGGCGACAUGCCAAUGGUGCCUCUGUGAAACCCUGUGAAUGACACGCAGUGCUUUUGUUUUUUCUCACCCUCCACCACCUGUGCUUGGCUAUCAGACCAUUCAGAAAGAAUGACUUAGCAGUCCAAUCGGACUGCUGCUGGCUGUGAGACAAGGGGCUUCCAUGCAUGAGCGACCCCUGAUGAAGAACCGGAUUUAGACUCAUGCCUCGUUGCCCAACCAUCUCUGCUCUCCGAUAAGUAAUGGAGAACAGAUAUGGGUCAUCUGAGACCGAGAUAAGACCAUCUGGACCUGAGCCUCCACCACUGAAACCAGUACGGCAUAUUCGCAGACCAGAAAUGUAUCCCUCCAGAAGAAUGCAAGAGCAGAGCGCUGCUUCACUUACACAACAUCAACCCCAGCCGGUACCCCGGACUCAUCCCCGGGACCCCAGCACCCCUCGAUCCUCGCCUCUCCAUAAGUCAACUUCCACGCACAACCUGACCCAGACAGACACGCCGUGGGAGAGCAUCACCCUGAACCGCUGUCUGUUCGUGGCCGUCGUGAUACUGCUGCUCUCCUCCGGGCUCCGUAAGCUGCAUGAAGCUUUGGGUGGGCAUCAUGCAACACAUGAGGAGGAGUCUGGACUUACGAGGCGCCUGGGGGCUUUGAAACACAGAGCGAUAUCAGAGACCCAGCCUCAGUCGUCUCUAUGGGAAGUCGUGUUUUGGUGGAUACCAGACUUGACAGAUGAAGACGAGGAAAGCGGCAAAAUCAAUAGAGGGAGGUCAAAGAGAAGAGCGGCGGACAAAAUUUCAAGAAGCCACAGAAACAGACCGCUGCUAGAAAAUCUCAUGAAACCAAGAGAAAACAAAUUAAAGGACAGGAGAAGAAAGAGGACAAGAGAUGACUCAGAGAAGGUUGACGUCAAGAACAAGCUAAAGGAGACGAAUAGCCUCGAGGAGACAGAGGAGGGUGAUGUGGACGAGGUAGAGGGAGACGGGGACAUAGCUGUUAAGAGCAGAGGCCAGAUGAAGAAAGAAGACUGAAGGCCACCAGGGUUAACAUGAAAUCGAUCCUUGGCAUUGUUAUAUUGCCAUUAACAGUAUUUUUGCCAACAUCUUGGCCUCUACACGAAACCAUUGAUUUUGAGUAUCAUACUGUUCCACAAAAUCUUUUGAAAGUCUGCCACAAAUAAAGCUGUCUGAUGCCAAGAUAAUAGGACAACAAUCUGGAAUAUGAUGUUACACUUGGAAAUUGAAAUAAAAAUGUUGAGUACUCAACA